CUCAAAACCGUGAGUCCCUUCUGUUCCCUGCUGACAGUGCUCAUGCAAGCAACGCAACGACCCUCGUUAUAAUUAACGACGCACUGCGACGCAGGACAGUCACUGAACUGAACGCUCAAGCAGAAACCGUGAACUUGCAUUGAUUAUGGUCGCGUCGCGAGCGGUGUAGACUGGGUGUGACGCGCUGUUGAUGUGGAAGUCACGCGCGUCAAAUAGUGAGUCUGAGUCCGUGUUUCCAUCAUCUGACACCUGUGGCGUUUCUCCAUCGUGUCCUUCAACAUUUAUAAAUGGAUGUUUGAUUGUAUUUGUUUCCAUCGUCCGCGUCACAUCCCGUUGCGUUGUAAUUUCUCAACGUGUUUGCACGAGAACCCGAUGUUUGAAGAUGGACAACGAAAAGAUUAACCAUUAAAAGGGCCCUUUGAAAGGCUCUUUAGGACACAGAUUAAAGUCCAGGUUGAUCUGCAGUUUUAUGGAUGCUAAAUGAAGAAGAGGACAGCAUUUCAGAGAUUCAUGAGCCGAAGCAAACAGGGUCAUCAUGGGAUGCGGCACAUCCAUCGCCAUUGAGAACCAGACACGGCCCUCAGAGACGGAUGGCUCCAUCAAGCAACCCAGCCCAGCUCUGACAAUAAAAGCUGCCAUAUUGAUUCAGCGUUGGUACAGACGCUAUGUCGCUCGCCUGGAGAUGAGAAGACGCUAUACAUGGAACAUCUUUCAGUCCAUUGAGUAUGCAGGGGAACAGGACCAGCUGCAGCUCUCUAGUUUCUUCAGUUUCAUGUUGGACAACUUCACACAGUUGAAUGGAAAUGGACCAGACUUGAUCUCUCACCUUCUGGACUCUGUGGUUGACCCUUUAACUGAGGAGGUCAGACAGUUGAAGUACGAGCAGAUUGGAGUGCCGGAGUCCUACAGCGGCCCUCGUCUCUGCUUCCCGCUGAGCGUGACUGAUACCAAUGCCCUGCUCAGUGCCUUUAAAGAGGAGCAGACUCUCCAUGGGAAAUAUGUGCUGCAGCUUCUACACGAAACAAAGAAGUUCUUAAAACAGAUGCCAAACGUCAUAUACCUGUUGACUUCCUAUGCCAAAGAGAUCACUAUCUGCGGCGAUUUGCAUGGUAGUCUGGAUGACUUGCUGCUUAUAUUUUACAAGAAUGGUCUGCCCUCUGCGGAGAACCCCUACAUAUUCAAUGGAGACUUUGUGGAUCGAGGGAAGAAAUCUAUAGAGAUCAUCAUCAUUCUGUUUGCCUUCCUGCUCCUCUACCCAGACCAUAUGCACCUGAACAGAGGAAACCAUGAAGACCAUAUCAUGAACCUCAGAUAUGGAUUCACAAGAGAAGUCAUGCAGAAGUAUAAGGCUCAUGGCAGGGAAAUCCUACAGCUUGUACAGGACGUGUUCAGCUUGCUUCCUCUAGCAACUGUUAUCGACAACAAAGUCCUUAUUGUUCAUGGUGGCAUAUCGGACAAGACUGACCUGGAUUUCCUGAGCACUGCUGAAAGACAUAAAGUGAAGUCUGCUCUCAGGUUGCCCAAACGCAGCGUGGAUCACCUCAACGUUCACGCCUGCAGUCGCAGCAGCAGCAGACAGAGCGGCCGAUCCAGAACGGACAGUCCGUGUUCAAAUGGGCGAAGGAGUCGCGCCUCCCGCAGGAGGAAAAACCACCUCACCAAACGGGGCAGCUGCUCCACGUCUUCGUCCUCCUCCUCUUCCUCUUCAUCGUCCAUGCGCUCCCCCCGGGUCUCGUCGCGAAACACUCCACGUCGGCCUCCACCCUCGCCCAGUCUGCCGAGCCCUUCGGACGUCCUCCAGGUGCCCUUCCUGGACUCCAUCGUCUCCCUGGAGCCGCCCGAGCCGCCCAGAGAGGAACUGGAAUGGAAGCAAAUUGUGGAUAUCCUGUGGAGUGACCCUAAAAAUCAGAAUGGCUGCAGUCCGAACUCCUUCCGCGGUGGAGGCUGUUACUUCGGGCCGGACGUGACUCAGAGUCUGCUGCAGAAACACGGCCUCUGUCUCCUCAUCAGAUCACAUGAGUGUAAACAGGAGGGUUAUGAGCUCUGCCACAAUGGACAGGUUAUCACUAUUUUCUCUGCAUCUAACUAUUAUGAAGAGGGCAGUAACCGUGGAGCGUACAUCAAACUGGGGCCUGAACUGGUCCCGCGCUUCUUCCAGUAUCAAGUCAGUCGCAGCACCAGAAAACUCACCCUCCAUCAGAAGGUUCGUGCAGCUGAGGGUUCGGCUCUGCGAGCUCUGAAGGAGAAGCUGUACGCUCACCGAUCUGAGCUGAUGACUGCCUUUCAACAGUAUGACAUAGACAACACAGGCUGUAUCUCCACUAGUGAGUGGGCACAGGUGGUGGAGUCCAUCCUGAGGUUGGAUCUGCCGUGGAGAACCCUGCGCCCCCGCCUCGCUCGUCUUAGUCCUGAUGGUAAUGUGGAGUAUGAAUCGUGCUUCGAGGACAUCGGCCCUGGAGAGCCUAUCCCGCCGGUGACUGCAAACUUGGCUGAAACUCUUUAUAGGUAUAGAACUGACCUUGAGAUAAUAUUUAAUAUCAUCGAUAAGGAUCAUUCAGGUCAGAUCUCCAUCGAGGAGUUUCGUCAGACUUGGAAGCUGUUCAGUUCUCAUUUGGGAGUGGCUGUGAAUGACCAGACGAUAGACGACAUGGCUCGGAGCAUUGACUUCAACAAAGAUGGCAGCAUUGAUUUUAAUGAGUUCCUGGAGGCUUUCAGGGUGGUGCAUAAACUGGAUGUCAAAGAGCAGCAGCAGGGCUAAUGCUGGAUGAACAGAUUUGCAAAUGAUUUUUGUCACUUCAUCUUUAUUUGUAUUUAUUUUUUUAAUCGCAAAGCAUUAUGGACACAAUAAUACUUGUAGCAUCAUUUUCCAGGAUUUGCAUCUUUUGAAAAGACUCCUCUCUCUUUAGUGUUCAGUUUGCCUGAGUGAUCUUUACCACAGCCUGACACUCUCAGGAUUUCAACAGCCUCUUUUAUACGGUGAAACGUGCUCAAUAAUGUUGGACUGGAGCGGUGCACUGCGGUGUGUGAUUUUUGACCCAGCUCUGGACGCUAAUUCCAGGCAUUGAUGAUAAAAUCUGCAGUGGCUUCAGGCAUUUGGAAAAUAAUCGUAUGUUUUCCAGAUACAUGGUUACCAUACUAAUUGCGCGGCUGAAGACCUGCAUAAUGGAUGAAUGGGGGUCAAUUCUGUUUGCUAAUCUUAACAGACUUGUGUCUUCAGUGUCCAGAUGCUUAAUAAGUGUUAUUUGAAGAAAUAGUUAUGUUACACAGUGGUAAACACUCAACUGUCCCAACUUUUUUGGAGUGUGUUGCAAUCAUGUUAUUUGAAAUGAGUGUAUAUUUAAAAAAAUAAAAUAAAUAAUAAUAAUUAAAUUCAAAAGGUAAAA
Molecule: messenger RNA, 3383 nt
Organism: Myxocyprinus asiaticus (Chinese sucker)
Lineage: Eukaryota; Metazoa; Chordata; Actinopteri; Cypriniformes; Catostomidae
Product: serine/threonine-protein phosphatase with EF-hands 1-like
Exons: 21
Coding region: 536-2758 (740 amino acids)
Biological process (GO): detection of stimulus involved in sensory perception
Cellular component (GO): cytosol; nucleus
Molecular function (GO): calcium ion binding; protein serine/threonine phosphatase activity; manganese ion binding
Source: RefSeq, a predicted model, not a curated record